AUGUCAUCAAAGUGCACUUACCUUUUCGGUCAAGGGCCCAUAAAGAACUCCAGAGUUAAGCGUGCUCAGGCUGGAGUAGUGGAAGGAUGGGUGACCUUUCGGGAAGUCCUCUGCGAAACCGUUUGCUCAUGUUUGGGUCCAUGCAGUGAGAUGGAUGGACCUCCUAGAGGUCAUGGCGCGAGAGGGCGCGGUGCUAGAGGUCGUGGCGGCAGAGCUGGAGGCCGAGCAGGCCGAGGUCGUGGUCGUGGACUUCCGGAGGAGUCGGCAGAGAGCGUGGCACCGAGUGUGCAUACUGCGUCGGUGACCCAGUCAGUUUCUUUGGCGGAUGAUGCCAGUGUUGGUUUGGGAGCGGGGGCUGCUCCAGGUUGGGGUGGUUCUCCGACUCAACAGUAA
This is a messenger RNA of Microthlaspi erraticum, 393 nucleotides long. Lineage: Eukaryota; Viridiplantae; Streptophyta; Magnoliopsida; Brassicales; Brassicaceae. The record is from the annotation of a GenBank genome assembly.